AUGGCAGUAAAAUCCCUCCUAUUAAUACUAAUCUUGGUGGUUUGCUUGGCUUCAAGUGAAGCAAGUCAUCAAGAAGUUGAUAUUUUAAGCGAAAGUUGGGAAUUUCAGAUGGAGAAAAAUAUCCAAGACAGAUUUUUCAACUAUGUUAAACCUCUCAUAGCAGGAUACUUUAAAGCAUAUGAAGGAGUAGAAGUUAAAGAACAAUGCUUAGACUCGGAGUUCCAAGAGAUUAUUAUUAGGAAGGGGGCUAAAGCAACCAAAGCUGUAGUAACCUUCUGGAAACAUAAAAAGAGUUACAUUCUUCCUAAAGUUACCUCUUUCUUUGCAACUUUGGCAGAUGAGCUAACUAAUUCAUGUGGAGAAGGUCAGAUGUUUUUUGAUUUAUACGUCAUGAAUGCAAGAUCUAAAUCUAUUUUAUCUCUCCUCACUAAACUAGCCAAGAAUGCACUCCUUGGAUCUCUCCACAUAACAUAUUGGGGAAUCAGGAUGGCUAUUAGCCACCUAUUAUUCAAUAACUACAAUAUUGGGCUCUCAAUAGGUCACAUCCUACGUAUAAUCAUCACCGGCCAUGUCAAUACAUAAACAGCUAUUUGUUCUACUCCUGCUCAACAAUCUCUG
Molecule: messenger RNA, 618 nt
Organism: Moneuplotes crassus
Lineage: Eukaryota; Ciliophora; Spirotrichea; Euplotida; Euplotidae
Source: the annotation of a GenBank genome assembly